CUUCCGGUGAGACGCGCAGCCCUUGCGCUCGUCGGGCCCAAUGGCGGCCCCGAUGCUUCACACGCGGUUACCCGGAGAUACGGCAGCCUCGGCCUCUGCAGUCAAGACUCUGGGGGCGUCGAGGACUGGACUUUCAGAUAUGCUCACAUUAGAGAAUGAUUUCUUCAAUUCUCCUCCAAGAAAAACCGUUCGGUUCGGCGGGACUGUGACAGAAGUCUUGUUGAAGUACAAAAAGGGUGAAACAAAUGACUUUGAGUUGCUGAAGAACCAGCUGUCAGAUCCAGACAUAAAGGAUGACCAGAUCAUUAACUGGCUGUUGGAAUUCCGGUCCUCCAUCACCUACCUGACUAAAGACUUUGAGCAGCUUAUCAACAUCCUACUGAGGCUGCAGUGGUUAAACAGAAGUCAGACUGUGGUGGAGGAGUACCUGGCUUUCCUCGGGAAUCUCGUGUCCGCGCAGACAGUCUUCCUCAGGCCGUGUCUCAGCAUGAUUGCUUCUCAUUUUGUGCCUCCCCGAGUGGUCAUUAAGGAAGGUGACGUAGAUGUUUCGGAUUCUGAUGACGAAGACGAUAAUCUUCCCGCCACUUUUGACACCUGUCACAGAGCCUUGCAGAUAAUAGCAAGAUAUGUCCCAUCGACACCGUGGUUUCUUAUGCCAAUACUGGUGGAAAAAUUUCCAUUUGUUCGAAAAUCAGAGAGAAUAUUGGAAUGUUAUGUUCAUAACUUGCUAAGGAUUAGUGUCUAUUUUCCAACCCUGAGGCGUGAAAUUCUAGAGCUUGUGAUUGAAAAGUUACUCAAGUUGGAUGUGAACGCGUCCCGGCAGGACAUUGAGGACGCGGAAGAAGCAGCCCCUCAGACCGGCGGCGGCGGGACGGAGGCCGCAGAACGACUCUUCAACAUGGAUGAGGAUGAAGACCGGGACCAUGAAACCAAGGCCGAUCCCCAGAGGCUCGAUCGUAUGGCACAUCCUGUAGCCGAGCGCCUGGACAUCCUGUUGUCUUUGCUUCUGUCCUACAUUAAGGACGUCUGCUGUGUAGACGGUAAGAUCGAUAACAACAAAACAAAGGAUUUAUAUCGAGACCUGAUAACGAUCUUUGACAAGCUCCUGCUGCCCACCCACGCCUCCUGCCACGUCCAGUUCUUCCUGUUUUACCUCUGCAGCUUUAAAUUGGGAUUUGCGGAAGCAUUUUUGGACCAUCUCUGGAAAAAAUUGCAGGAUCCAAAUAAUCCUGCCAUCAUCAGGCAAGCUGCUGGAAAUUACAUUGGAAGCUUUUUGGCAAGAGCUAAAUUUAUUCCUCUUAUUACCGUCAAAUCAUGCCUCGACCUUUUGGUUAACUGGCUGCACAUGUACCUUAACAACCAGGAUUCGGGCACGAAGGCGUUCUGUGACGUUGCCCUCCACGGGCCGUUUUACUCAGCCUGCCAAGCUGUGUUCUACACUUUCGUUUUCAGGCACAAGCAGCUUUUAAGUGGAAACCUCAAAGAAGGUUUGCGAUACCUUCAAAGUCUAAAUUUUGAACGUAUAGUGAUGAGUCAGCUAAAUCCACUGAAGAUCUGUCUGCCUUCGGUAGUUAACUUUUUUGCCGCAAUCACAAGUAAGUACCAGCUGGUCUUCUGCUACACGAUCAUUGAGAGGAACAACCGCCAGAUGCUCCCUGUUAUCAGAAGUACGGCUGGAGGGGACUCGGUGCAGACCUGCACGAACCCGCUGGACACCUUCUUCCCCUUCGACCCUUGUGUGCUCAAGAGGUCGAAGAAAUUCAUCGAUCCUAUUUAUCAGAUCUGGGAAGACAUGAGCGCAGAGGAGCUUCAGGAGUUUACGAAACCCGUCAGGAAGGAGGUGGUGGAAGAUGAAGACGAUGAUUUUCUGAAAGGCGAGGUUGGGAUUACGCCGAGCUCCUUCGACCCGCCUUUCCGGAGUCCCUCAAGUAGUGUGGGCUCCCCUCCCGCCUUCUACCUGCCCGACCAGUCCCCUGGGGUCUCAAGGAUUUGCGACUGAGACGGGUGUCCCCCCACGGCAGCUGUCCGCGCCGGGCUCGUCCUGCUGGAAGCCGAGCCAGUGCGCCGCGGGCGUCUCACUUGCGAGGUAGACUUUCCCUAGUGUCUCAGCGGACAUGGGCUGGUUUUCUCUUUUGCUCCCGUGCAGACGAAAGAAAAGACUGAGUAUCAUGUGCAAUAUUUUAGAAUGGAGCUGAUAAAUGUUGAAGGCUUGACUUGUGUGUUGGAUGUAGAUUUUAUUUCUGUUACAGCUUUUUGGCAUCAUUGUGAAAUUCCUGAUCUGGACAGUGGCCUGUUUUAGCCAAUGGAACAUAGGUUUGAUCUGAGCCAUGGUCACAGGACUUGGUUGAUCCAAUUUAUUUUCACUGAAAAGAAAAUCCUCUAGGAGGCUAUUCGACAUCUUUAAAAUGAUUUUACUUUGGGAACAUCGGUGGCCCUCGGCUGGAACCGGAUUUGUGUGUGGGGAUUCCCACGGGCUGCGGAGGGGGCGGGAGGAAAUGGGAAGGUGGCCAGAGCUGGUCCCUGGCCCUGGAAGCCAGAGCUGGCACCGAAGAGCUCCGGGGAUCAUCAGAGACUGAGGAGACGCCGGAGGAAAGAGAUGGACGAUUUGGGAACCAGAAGCAGCAAACCGUACCCUCGUGAGUGUGAAGAUGGAGUUAAAAGCAACACAAGAGUUGCCAGUAAUGAACCUCCCAGGCCCAAGAGUGGAUGCGGACUAGUAUAAGCACCGCACACGGCUUUAGCGCGAGGCUCCUGGAGUGCGGUUCGGCCGGAAGUGCUGAUUCGUAGCGGAAUGUUACUUGGGGUUUGUUUUUCAAACUAGAAUCCCUUUGGUCAUUUUGAGAAUGUCUCUGUGGCGAUGGGGCGGCGGAGAGGGGCCUGGGUUAUUUGGGGGCAUGGUUUUGGCGGCGGCGGCGGCCACGGUUAGGGCUACAGUCUGUGCGCCGGCUGGAGUGCCGUGGGCGCCCGCUCAGCGGGGCCCUCCUCGGGCAGCUCCUUUUGUACUUUUAUAACUAAGCACUGAGAGCGAGGCGUCUGAACCCCCUCACUUCAUAACACGUGUGUGCAAGCACACGGCUGGGCUCAUUCGGUGGCUCAUGCGUGUUUUAGUGUCAUUCCUUGUGUGUGUACUUUUGUGUUACUUGUGAAAACGGACAUCUCGAAACAUAUUUAUUUUUCUGCCACUUUUCCUAUUAUUUAAAAGCAAGCAAUAUUUUCUCGAUCGCAAAUAUUUUGUAAUGAAAUACUUUCUAUUUCCUGGGGCUUUGUAUGCUCUUGUAUAAUUAUAUUGAUGGCGAUGUAGAGUAAAUAUGUUUUUGGAAAACAAAUUUUUAUUGGUUUAAAAAGUUUUGGAUAUUGGUGAUUUGGUGACUUGGUGGACAGUCAUUGAGGAACCUUUAGGUUCUCUGGCUUUUUAACUGGUGGCUAAAGGGGGGGGGUUGUGUCCUGGGUGAACGAGUCCACAGAAAUGUGUUCAUAGAAAUUAACGGUAAGUGGGCCUUUGUGGGUGGAGACGUUUUAGUGUAGAGGAUAUGGUAUCUUGAUGAGUAAGUCCGUUUAAUGUCAGAAGAGUCUGAGAAAAAAAAACAUCGUGGACAUUGAACAAUGACGUAGAUAAUCUGGAUAUUUUGUUCUUAACGAGUAAUGGAGUAAAGGGAGGUGCCCCAAUAAAGAGGCUUCUCCCACAGG
This is a messenger RNA of Suricata suricatta (meerkat), 3687 nucleotides long. RefSeq names its product RRN3 homolog, RNA polymerase I transcription factor (gene RRN3). The record is from RefSeq and is a predicted model, not a curated record. Gene Ontology annotation, biological process: transcription initiation at RNA polymerase I promoter. Gene Ontology annotation, molecular function: RNA polymerase I core binding; RNA polymerase I general transcription initiation factor activity. The transcript is spliced from 18 exons. Gene Ontology annotation, cellular component: nucleus. NCBI's taxonomy places the organism in Eukaryota, Metazoa, Chordata, Mammalia, Carnivora, Herpestidae. The coding region runs from base 41 to 1999 and encodes 652 amino acids.